This is a messenger RNA of Gavia stellata (red-throated loon), 854 nucleotides long. It is a transcript of the gene MTRFR, whose product is annotated as mitochondrial translation release factor in rescue. Gene Ontology annotation, molecular function: translation release factor activity. The record is from RefSeq and is a predicted model, not a curated record. NCBI's taxonomy places the organism in Eukaryota, Metazoa, Chordata, Aves, Gaviiformes, Gaviidae. The coding region runs from base 59 to 547 and encodes 162 amino acids. Gene Ontology annotation, biological process: translational termination. Gene Ontology annotation, cellular component: mitochondrion. The transcript has 4 exons.
CCGCUCGCCCCGUGUCGCCUGAGGUUCCAUUCCAGAGAAACUGUGUCCUCAUUUCUGUAUGAAUGUUCCAAGUUUAUUUCAUUUUACAUUCUUACUGAGAGAAGUACGAACACCAUCAUGGAGACCGUGGAUUUUGAGGAAGCAGCAAUUUUCUCUGCCCAGAGUGCCCUUCCUUCAGGCAGCAGGAAAGAAGAACUCUUCCAAUCUCCUUGGACUAACUGAGGCAGAAUUAAAAGAACAGUUUGUAAGAGGUGAUGGCCCAGGAGGUCAAGCCACAAAUAAGACAAACAACUGUGUUGUCUUGAAGCAUAUUCCAUCUGGGAUUGUAGUGAAGUGUCAUCAAACAAGAUCAGUGGAGCAGAACCGAAAGAUAGCCAGAGAAAUCCUGCAGGAAAAAGUUGACCUUUUCUACAAAGGUGAAGAUAGUGAUGUUUUUAAAGAGAAGAAAGCAUCAGAGAAGAAGAAGCAAGAGAAGAAAAGAAGAGCAAAGGAAAACCUAGAAAGAAAAAAGCAUUUUAAAGAGAUGCAACAACUGGAUAAGAAAUAAACGUGAAAUACUGACUUGCCCUAGUAGGACAGCACCCUCACCGGCUGCCACCAAGUUCCGGCCUUCAACAGUGAAGGGAGAGUGCUUCAAGAACCAAAGCCACAGCAUGGAUUUUGAAAGCAAUGGAGACUACUAGCGACUACACCGCCUUCUUACAGAGAUCAAUGGCAUCCGGACUGUACCAUGGAUGGAAACUCUCCAGUAAUCUGCAGGCCCGUUGCCUUGUCUGUUCCCGAACUUGAGCUUCCUGCAUGAAGGUUAAAUCUUUUAUCUGUUGAGGAUUCUUGUUCAUGGAGUAUGAAUCUGA